AUGUUGUCAAAACUCAACAAAAAUCAAGAGUUUUCUGCCAAUAGUAUAUGGCAACGAAACUUGUCAAAAGCUCGUGACAACGAAAUAAAUGUUGAAAAUCUACUGGAUCAUCCAUUUAAAUUAUUACUCGAAGUGUUAAAUGGUUUUAAAUUAUUAAACGAUACUGAUCCAGCUGGUUUGCUAUUAUCUUUAUUUGCUUCGGUCGGUCACUUUGCUGGUGAGUCGACUGUAAGAAUACGAAAUCAUACUAGCAAUUUAAAUAUUUUUUUGUUACUAAUUGGUCCAUCUGGCAGUGGAAAGACAAAAAUUGUUGCACCAAUAAAGAAUAGUAUUAUAAAUACCAUCAAGUCCUUAGGUAUAUCAGAAGAUCAAAGUGCUAUUAUGGAUGAUUUUACUACGGCUUCAUUGUCAGCUAAAUUGGCAAAAUCGAACGUUUUUAUUGUUACUGAUCAAGCCGAAAAACCACUAUUAGAAAUGGGCUUCUAUUCACCAUCAUCCGAAAUUAGUGCUAGUGAUCGUAUAUCCGGCUAUAAAUACUAUGGUAGCAUACCGACUAGCAACGAUCCAAUGACGUAUCACUUAGAGAUUAGUUCUCAUUUGUCGUUUGUUGGUGCAACAACAGGUCGACUGUGGCACCGUCUAAUCAACUAUUAUGCACAAGGACAUCAAAGGUUUUAUUAUCGUCGAGCAAUAGCAUCUACUAAUUAUCACUGUAGUUAUAGUAAUUUUGUUCUUAGAGAUGCAUGUGUAUCACAAGACAGAGUUUAUGAGAAAAAUCUUAAAUUUGCUGGAGAUAAUGUAAUGCGUCCAUAUGAUAUUAAUUUAAAUUUAAUGUUAAUUUAA
Rotaria sp. Silwood1 is the source of this 843-nucleotide messenger RNA. Lineage: Eukaryota; Metazoa; Rotifera; Eurotatoria; Philodinida; Philodinidae. The record is from the annotation of a GenBank genome assembly.